AUGAGCGACAUUCUCGCCAAACAGAAUGUUCUGCAGCGCUCGAUCGAGCGGGCGCUUGAGAACUUCAAGAAAGUCGGGAAGGCCAAUCUCACCCCCGCGAAGAUUCGCACUCGGAUGAGUGCGCUGCAGGCCAACUGGACGCUUUACCAGGACGGCCAUGCCCACCUGCUGACGGCGGUUGCUGAGCCUGCGCGGGCUUCCCUGGCCUAUUUCCACGAAAAUCAGUUUGAUGCCACCGAGGAUCUCUACCAGACGACCUGGGAAUACAUGACUGAAUGCCUAGAGGAGAUCGAGCCGGUCGUAAGCCCCAGCCAUUCCCUCGAUACAAGCGUUGUUCGCUCGGAUAUUUCCGCGUUAUCGAUCUCGCAGCUUCCUCAAAUUCGUCUCCCCUCCUUCGACGGGAAUUAUGCAGAGUGGGAGUCAUUUCGCGACCGAUUUAACGCGCUGAUAAUUCAGAAUAAGUCUCUCGGUGAUUUCGCGCGCAUGCAUUACCUCGCGUCUUCGCUAAAAGGGAAGGCGCUCGAUUGUUUGAACAAUAUCGCUGUCACUGCUGACAAUUUCCCCAUCGCUUGGCGAACGGUGACCGCGCGAUUCGAGAAUAAAAGGCGAAUCAUUGCUUCUCAUUUCUCAUCAUUACUCGGGUUGACCGGCCUAGCUCGCGAGUCCGCCUCCGAGUUGCAAAGUUUGUGCGACAAGGUGGAUAUUGCCGUCGCAUCGCUCAGAGGUCUCGAUCGUUCGCCCAGCGACCUGUGGAACGAUUUCCUCGUUCAUUUACUCUCGCAAAAUUUAGAUCCCGCUUCGCGAAAGGCGUGGAACCUUAAAACGAGUGAUACUGACUCUCCUCCUACGUACGCGGAGCUUGUUCGCUUUCUCUCCAUCAGAGUUCGCGCGCUCGAAGAAUGCCACCCGACGGCUAACGCGAAAUCGCCGAAAGCCUCGACUUCGUCUCGCGUGCAUGUCGCGAAUGCGUCCGCCUCGCCGGCGGCGACUUGCCCGUUGUGCAAGGCGCGUCAUUACUUGAGCGCGUGCUCAAAAUUCGUCGGACAGAAUCCGAGUCAACGCCGUGACACUGUCAAGAAGCUUAAGCGCUGUUUCAAUUGCCUCAGCGCUUCUCAUGCAGCUAAUGAUUGCAAAAGUCAGUAUACGUGUCGAAUCUGUCAAAAGCGACAUCAUUCAAUGCUCCACCUUGACUCGAAUUCUGAUCCGACUGCAGCCGCUCCCUCGACGAUUGUCGCCCCAUCGGCGCCAUCCGUCACGCCCACCAGUGAGGUGACAUCCUUACUUGCGGCUGCAAGACCGCAUUCUCGUGCGCGGGUUUUACUUGCCACCGCGAGAGUCAGGAUUGAUGCCGGCUCUAGUCGCACGAUGAUCGUGCGAGCCUUGAUUGACCAAGGAUCAGAGGCGACCUUUAUCUCCGAAUCACUAGCUCAAAGUUUACGCGCUAAACGAAUUCGGAUGCCAACUACAAUUUCCGCCGUUGGUGGAGUUCAGCUCGGCACUGUUCGACACGCUGCAGACAUCACGGUUUCUCCCGCAACGUCUUCGGCUCCGUCGCUUUCAACCACGGCUCUCAUUCUCUCGUCGUUGACAUCUUAUGCUCCGAGAAGAGUGUCCGACAUUUCCACCCUCGCGCAUCUAUCAGGCCUAUCCUUGGCUGACCAUGAUCCCACCGGAUCCGAUCCGAUUCACGUCAUACUAGGUGCUGACUUAUACAGCAGUCUCAUUCUUGACGGAAUCAAAAGGGGUGAGGCCGGACAGCCUUUCGCUCAAAAUUCUAUCUUCGGAUGGAUUAUUUCGGGUCCGCUCGAAUCCAGCGUUUCCUCAAGCUCAGCGCAUAUGCAUCUGACUGUGCAUCAUUGCCUUCCAUUGAGCGACCUGAGCAGCGACCUCACUCGUUUCUGGGAAGUGGAGGAAGUCCCGCCUUCUCACGGUAGUGCGCCGCACGAUGAGCAAUGCGAGGCUCAUUUCCGCGCUACGCACACUCGGGCUAACGACGGCAGAUACAUCGUUCGCCUACCAUUUAAGACGGGUCCUCCUAUUGAUAUCGGUCAAUCUCGGCAGGCGGCGGCACGACUGUGUCGUUCGCUGUCGCGUCGCUUUAUCACGCAACCGACGUUAAAGGGCGAGUACAGCGCCUUUAUGCGUGAGUACGAAGAACUCGGGCAUAUGCGUCGUAUUCCGGAGCCUCACGAUGCGUCGCGGCCACCCGUUUAUAUUCCGCAUCAUCCCGUAUUUCGAUCUGAUAGUGUCACAUCUCAUUUGCGUGUCGUCUUCAAUGCUUCGAGCAAAACGUCCAACGGGACGUCUUUAAAUGAUCACCUACUCGCGGGUCCAAAAUUGCAAACGGAGCUGCCCGCUAUUCUUCUACAGUGGCGACAAUUUCGAUACGUCUAUUCAGCUGAUAUCGCGAAAAU
Molecule: messenger RNA, 2414 nt
Organism: Vollenhovia emeryi
Lineage: Eukaryota; Metazoa; Arthropoda; Insecta; Hymenoptera; Formicidae
Exons: 1
Source: RefSeq, a predicted model, not a curated record